CCUUUGUUGCGGCGCUGAAUAUGCUCAAUGCGGUGGCAAGUCAAGGCAGCUGCUCAAUGCCAGCGGUUUUUCCGAGUGGAGACAUGGAGGUAAAAUGUGUUAGUGUUGCGAGGUGCCGUUUAUCAAACCGUAACCCCUGGAACGCUCCUUCUCGAACGCCUCUUGACGGUCUAACCUCUCCGCACUAAUCAAGGGUCCACUCCAAAUUCUUAGACACCGCCCUGAGGCCUUUAAAACGUCCUGCCCAAUAUUGUUAUCUGUUCUUACCGACCUCCCACUCUUUCCCCUCUCCUUAUCGAGGCCCCUCCCACCUUGCUGUCGAGGCACACAGGUCGAGCUCAACAAAAAGCGACCUGCAUCUCAACAACUCUCCCACAGCUAUAUCGCUGUCAGUCUUUCUUUGAAGCCGUUCCCGCUUCUCAAUCGCUCUUUGAGGUUGCUGUCGUUGCCGUCUGCACUCAAUUCCAUCACCACGAUGGCCUCUACUACCGCCCGCGCUCAGCCUCACGCGCUGAAGCGCCACAUCACCGCCGAGUCGACCCCGUCCACUAUGGCCAACUCGCCCAACGAGUCCCCCAACGGCUCGGCCUCCAACACAUCGCUUUCGUCGCUCGGCUCCGUCGACGAGGUCAAGAACACAAAGUCCAAUGGUGUCCUUCUCGACACAUACGGCAACGAGUUCAAGAUCCCCGACUUCACCAUCAAGGACAUCCGCGACGCCAUCCCCAAGCACUGCUUCGAGCGCUCUGCCGCCCGCAGUCUCGGCUACGUUGCACGUGAUCUGGCCGUGCUCGCCACUACCUUCUACCUCUCCUACACCUACAUAAGACCCGAGUACGUUCCCUCGACUGCCGUCCGUGCUGCUCUGUGGGCUGGAUACACCAUCAUCCAGGGUCUGGUCGGUACCGGUCUCUGGGUCCUUGCCCACGAGUGCGGUCACCAGGCUUUCUCACCCUCCAAGGUGCUCAACGACACUGUCGGCUGGGUCUGCCACUCUCUUCUCCUCGUCCCCUACUUCUCAUGGAAGAUCUCCCACGGCAAGCACCACAAGGCCACCGGCCACAUGGAACGUGACAUGGUCUUCAUCCCCAAGACCAGGGAGGUUUACGCUACUCGUGUCGGUAAGCUCAUCCACGAGAUCUCCGAGUUGGCUGAGGAGACACCCAUCGUCACCUUCAUCCACAUGCUCGGCCAGCAGAUUGGUGGAUGGCAGAUGUACCUCUUUGCCAACGUCACCGGCCACACUCACCACGACCGUCAAUCCGAGGGCAAGGGUGUAGGAAAGCAAAACGGCAUGUUCGGCGGCGUCAACCACUUCAACCCAUCCAGCCCCUUGUACGAGAAGAGGGACGAGCAUCUCAUCCUGCUCAGCGAUCUUGGCCUUGCCAUUGUCAUCGCUGCCCUGACCUACGUUGGCAAGAUCCACGGCUUCUCGAGUGUCCUCGUCUGGUACAUCAUCCCCUACUUCUGGGUUCACCACUGGCUCGUCAUGAUCACCUUCCUCCAGCACACCGACCCGUCCCUGCCCCACUACGAUGCUGAGACCUGGACCUACGCCCGUGGUGCUGGUGCCACCAUCGACCGCGAGUUUGGCUUCAUUGGACGCACUCUCUUCCACGGCAUCAUCGAGACCCACGUUCUGCACCACUACAUCUCCUCCAUCCCCUUCUACAACGCCGAUGAGGCCUCGGAAGCCAUCAAGAAGGUCAUGGGCUCCCACUACCGAUCUGACGUUGAGGGUGGUUCCAUGGGAUUCAUCAAGUCUUUCUGGAAGAGCGCCCGCAUGUGCCAGUUUGUUGAGCCUAGCGAGGGUGCUGAGGGAGAGGGUAAGGGUGUGCUCUUCUUCCGCAAUCACAACGGUCUUGGUGUACAGCCCCGCAAGCUGGACGCGAAGCCCGUUGCUGGUAAGCGCGCCAAGAUGGAGGUCGGCCCUGAGAGCGACAACGAGUAAGCUACAGGCUUGAUCUUGAAUGUGUGAGAUGAUGUCCGUUUAUGUGGAGAGGCGUUAUGGCUUAGCCUUGGAGUACAGUCUUGGGGCUUGCUUGGUCAUGUUGUAUUUUCUUGGAGUCGAGCGGUAGAGCUUAGACAGCAUAAGACGAUAGAGCUCGAUAUCCCCAUUUGGAGGCAAAAGUAAGGAUGCGCUUGUGUCAAUGGCUGAGUACGAGGAGAGACAAUAAACAUAUUACCGAUUUCACCUGAGUGUCCUCCAGAUGGUGAUGAACUUCUGACCCCGCAACACAUGGCUAGUAGGUAUCAAGCGUGUGAACAUUUCACCAAUACACGGUGACUGGUUCGACUGGUUCCUGAACGGCUUGGUAAUGGCGCACAUGUGGUGCGUCAAUGUGGCCCUCGUAAUUCGUGGCCAGUUGGACGCACACACAACAUCAAGAUCUUAAUAUGGCAUGAGCAGGUCAAGUCGAGCUUACAAUC
Molecule: messenger RNA, 2430 nt
Organism: Dothidotthia symphoricarpi CBS 119687
Lineage: Eukaryota; Fungi; Ascomycota; Dothideomycetes; Pleosporales; Dothidotthiaceae
Exons: 1
Coding region: 476-1951 (491 amino acids)
Biological process (GO): lipid metabolic process
Molecular function (GO): oxidoreductase activity, acting on paired donors, with oxidation of a pair of donors resulting in the reduction of molecular oxygen to two molecules of water
Source: RefSeq, a predicted model, not a curated record